AAAUACACGGCUGCUUUAGCUUAGAGCGCUGAUGUAGAGAUUCAGUGACUCUAGUUACAUUAAUUCAAGAAACAGUGAUCGUCAAACCUCACCAAACUAUUGAAGCGCAAUGUCCAACGAAGGAUUUCUUAUCAUGUUCCUGCUUGCUAUCCUUGCUUAUGUCGCGGUACUCGUCGAAUCACAAAACGCAUCAGGUCAAACGAUGGACGAGGUCAUCGCCGGCAGGGCAGUCAGGAACAAGAGAUGCACUGAGUACGCUAAGGAAGACUACCCCAUGCGUCAAGAGCUGGACAUCCUGCUGUCCCGGGGAAUAUGGCGAACACCCCCGGCAACCCACACUAUGUCUAUGGACAAGAAUACAGAAGAAGCGCCGAGACGUAAAAAAAGAAAUGCCGUAAUAAACACGGACAUGCAUUGGCGACAAAAUGCUAUUCCUUAUAGAAUAGAUCCUACAUUCACCGACAGAGAAAAAAACAGAAUCACCACAGCCAUCAAAGAAUGGACGAGGUAUACCUGUGUCAGAAUGUGGCAGGCAAGCAAAGUGAACACUGAUUUGAUUUACUUCGCGAAAAAUCCAUACUACUGCGAAUCAAACGUGGGGAGGGUAGAGGGGCUACAGCGGAUUCAGUUGACCCACAACUGCACGCGGAAAUCUACCGUAGCGCAUGAGAUUGGGCAUGCAUUGGGGCUCCAACACGAACACAUGCGCGCGGACAGAGACAAGUACGUUGAAAUAGUUUGGAACAAUAUUGAGGUUGGGAUGGUUUAUGCUUUUGAUAUAGUGCCCCACGACGAUUUUACCUCCAUUGGCCCUUACGAUUACCUUAGCAUCAUGCACUACGGUCCAACCUAUAUGUCUGGGAAUGGUGGAGUCACGAUAAAAACAAAGGACCCUAAGUUCCAGGAUAAAAUUGGUUUAACCAAGCGGGUGAGCUUUCAUGAUUAUAUGAAAAUCAACCACUUGUAUAAAUGCGCGGACCAUUGCUCGAAAUCACGGAAAUGCCCUGAGGGUGCGUUUAAAGGCAAAGAUUGCAAAUGUUGGUGUCAAGGGAGCUACAGAUUCCCCAUCAAACUUUGCGGAACGUAAAUUCGCGAUUUUUUUUUUUGGAAUACUCGCAUCAUUUGAUGCAAUCUUUGUUUUAUGCUCAAAAUUUGAUUUUUAUCUUAAGGUAUCAAUCCAUGACACGAAUUUUAGAUCUUGAAUUAAAUUUUAAAUAUUUAAAAUCUAUCUUUAAAAAAAAAUCCCUCUCUUCGCCGAUCACAAAGGUUUGAAUUCAGAUUGCGAAACAUUGCCGAAUUAAAAUUAAUGUUUUUUUUUUGGAAUUUACAUCAGCUUUACGGCUACCGGGGUAUUAACUUAUAAUGGUUAAUUGCAUAAUUAGUCAUUAAUUACCGCUAAAAUUUCGUCAAUUUACUUUUCAUUUUAGUAUUCUUUAAAAAGAUAGUCCACAAUACUAAAGUGUAGACAGAAAAAGUAUGGGCUAGAGUUUUAGAAAUUUGCUUCAAGUAACUUUGACAACAAAAUAAAGUUUGAAUAUGUAAUAUAUUUAAAAAUAAAAAAUAAACUCAAUCUUAAUUACAAAAAUAGUUCAAAUUAACUACGUUACAAGACAA
This is a messenger RNA of Physella acuta, 1614 nucleotides long. RefSeq names its product zinc metalloproteinase nas-13-like. NCBI's taxonomy places the organism in Eukaryota, Metazoa, Mollusca, Gastropoda, Physidae. Gene Ontology annotation, biological process: proteolysis. Gene Ontology annotation, molecular function: zinc ion binding; metalloendopeptidase activity. The record is from RefSeq and is a predicted model, not a curated record.